Messenger RNA from Amoebophrya sp. A120, 1836 nucleotides. The record is from the annotation of a GenBank genome assembly. Lineage: Eukaryota; Dinophyceae; Syndiniales; Amoebophryaceae.
UUCACGACGAGUUGAGGUCGUCGUGACAAGAUGAAGAGCGUGGUGCAGUUUGACAGCAUGCACAUGCUGGGAUGAGGAGCUACCCACUAUCCAUUUGCCAAACCGUUUCUUCUUCAGUUUCAGAUUCAGUUUCAAAUUAACGAGUAAUAUUCGAUGCUGUGGUUUUUGGUGUAGAGGUUCAUAUUCUUAUUCCAAGUUUGAGAGUUUUUACCAUCAUUUACAGGGAUUUCGAUAUGAUUAUGCGAGCGUGCCCUCCACAGAAACGGGGGGGGGCCCGUGUCCGACGUAGGUUUUUUUUGAAAAGGACAUCGACAACAGAUGAUUCAGGAAGCGACAAAGAAAAUUAUCAGAAACACGGAGCAAGGCGAAUACUUGAUCGUUCGUCUUUGCAGAGGUGUGUAAUUUGUCUUUCGGUUUAUAUGCACGGUGUUAACUCAGAAGCACGCGGCGCUAAAAGUAAAAAAAAUGAAAUUCAAACCAAUUUCAAAAGUUUUAAAUUUCUGGCUUCCCCCCUCGCUACAGAGCAUGUAUUUCGCGCAGCGUCUGGGAUCGAUUCAGGUCGAUACUCGGACGCCCGGUCGCGGCCACUUGUGCUCAACAUACUAGGUUCUCUUCGACAGUUCCCUAGUAGGUUGUGUCGCGUGGUGGAUCUCGAUUGCCUUCUUCACUUUCUUCCACUUGGAGUUCUUCAAUUUCUGCACACGCUGCUAGGCAGUCGCAAAUUGAAUUCCGCCCUGUCCGCGGGAUAGAAAGCAGCUUUUUGCCCAUUCCUUUGCCUCGAUCUUUGGUAGAUGGGAGCUUACGCGGUCUUAUGGCGUGCUCCUCUGCUUCUAUUUCUUUUUCUUGUUGUGCCUCCUUUCUUUGCCCCGGGUGUUGGUGCACCACGCCCGUGUCUGAGUUUAGCUUUCGUUAUCGUGUCUGAGUUUAGCUUUCAGGGGAAAUCUGAUCCGAAUUUGAUCCGAAAACGGUCCGGACGUGGAAUGUAGUAUGCGGACCAAAUUUGGACCAAAUUUGGACCGGUUCCUGACCAGAUCUCGAUCAACCAUUUGAAAUUGGUUGGAGGUCUCGAUCAACCGUUUGAAAUUGGUUCGAAAUCUCGAUCAACCGUUUGAAAUUGGCCGGAGUCUCGAUUACCCGUUUGAAAUUCCCGAUCACCGUUUGAAAUCUCCGGCCGCCAUGUGAAUUCGCAGCCUGCCGGCGGCCGCCAAGCGGCGACUUUCGUCCGUCAGUAGUUGGCCUGCGGGCUUGUUAGCGGAUUUGCCGGUCUCCCUUUAAGGUGUUUCGGAAAGAUCGAGAGAGUGGUAGGCUAAUGCGUGACGCCUCGUACAGAUGGAGCGAUCGGCCGCUCGGGUGAGUGGUCGCUCGGCGACCCAUCGCGAAUAAAACUCGCCUUGGCUGUCACCGUAUGCAUGCUCUGUUUCUUACAUAUGUCAACAAAAAUGAUGAACACCCACCCACCCCUGCAUGCAAAGUCUGAAACUUUUGAAAUUGGUUUGAAUUCCGUUAGAAAAGAAAUUAGUGCUCGCUUGCUUUUGAGUUAACACGGUGGCCGCGUGCCAACACGCGCAUAUAGUAAGUGUGAAAUGUAAGUGUACUCGUGACAAAGACAAACAAGUUUUAAAGUCCGACGGUAGAAUUUUUUUUUGAACGGCUUGAGCCACGGCUACUUGGCCCACCUGUAUGAUAUAUCAUUUUGACGUCGUGACAAACCAACGGAAAGAGGAACCAAAGUGGUAGGCAGUCCCAGUAUUUCUAUUUGCUAAAAUUUGUCCAGCUCAACAUGAAACAUAGAGUAAGAAGAAAAUAAAGCAAUCUCGCACGUCACACUACGUAAAU